Nicotiana tabacum (common tobacco) is the source of this 528-nucleotide messenger RNA. NCBI's taxonomy places the organism in Eukaryota, Viridiplantae, Streptophyta, Magnoliopsida, Solanales, Solanaceae. The record is from RefSeq and is a predicted model, not a curated record.
AUGGCGAGCUACACAUGGACGAGGCUAAGUGGCUUCUCAACCAAGGUUGCACCAUUGACUGAGUUGCUAAAUAAGAACAAGCCAUGGGUUUGGACGGAACAUUGUCAAAAAGCGUUUGAAGGCCUUAAGGUAGCUGUAAUAGAGGAGCCAGUCUUGGCAUUGCCUGACUUUGCCAAGACAUUUGAGGUGCACACAGAUGCCUCAUACUUUUCCAUUGAGGGUGUUCUAAUGCAGGAUAAACAUCUCAUAGCGUUUGAGAGCCGCAAUGAAGCUGAGUUACACGGUGCAAGAGAAGGAAAUGACUACCAUUAUGCAUUGCCUUUGUACAUAGCGACAUUAUGUGCUCGGGUCGAGGUUCGUGGUCAAGACCGACAAUCCGAUGCCUUGAGCUGUAAAGCCGAUCUUGCUACCAUCACUUCAUCAAGUUGGGACAUUCGUGAGGCUAUAAAAGAAGGCAUGCAUCAUGAUCCAGCAGCCAAACAGCUUAUCGAGUUAGCAACCAGGGCAAGACGAGACGUUUUUGGGUAA